UAAGAACGAGGCUGCCGCUUACGUCACAGGCGAAAAAGAACACACCUCACACAUGUCACUCCAGCUGCUGUGAAGACUUCACUGUUUGUGAAGACGCAGCAGCUCUUCGUCUGUACAGGCGAACUAUUCAGAAGGCGAAAUGGCUCUGAUGGGGAUUCAGCUCGUGGUCAGUUUGCUGACUGCCAGCAUCAUGCAGAGGAUGGCGCCCCAUUGCUCGUUUGCACGUUGGCUCCUCUGCAAUGGCAGUCUGUUGCGAUUCAAGCACCCAUCCGAGGGAGAGCUGUGUGCCCUGGCUGGGAAACAGAUGCCUAAAACAAACAGGAGAGACAGGAGACAAAAUGGAGAAAACAAGCCUCUCACUGUGCCCAAAGACAUCGACCUCCACUUGGAGAAAGCACCAGUCAAUGCCAUUGAUGCCCUUGUGUUGCGUUUCUUCCUGGAGUACCAGUGGCUGGUGGACUUCGCUGUCUAUGCCUUAGGAGUCUUCCUUUUCACAGAGUGUUACUACAGUGUGGUGGAUGCCAGCAAGGAGGUGAACAUCGGUGCCAUCUGGUGUGUCCUCACCGUUUUUUUUGGACUUAAAGCCCUCCACACACUGAUGAGCCACUACUUUCGUUCUGAGGAGGGCGGCGAGCGUUCUGUGUGCCUUGCGUUUGGCUUUCUGUCCCUGCUCGUGGCCAUGCUGGUCUUGGUGGUCCGAGAGGACUACUUGGAGUUCGGCUUGGAGUCGGGCUUUUCCAGCCUCUUUGACAACUUGGAGGUGUUCGCCAAGCAGCAGGGCUACGCCGACUGGUCGGUCCCUGUGACCAAGCUAACAGUGAAGCUCGGCCUGGCCGCAGUCUGCGCGUACAUCGGCUCUUUGAUGGCGUUCCCUGGUCUCCGUCUGGCUCAGACUCAUCUGGAUGCCGUGCAGAUGAACUCGGAACGCCCCCUGAUCCAGAUUCUGCUGCACAUGAGCUUCCUCUCUCCGGUGGUCGUGUUGAUCCUGUGGGUCAAACCCAUCGCCAGGGACUUCCUUGCUAACGCACCGCUGGGGAAAACCUCCAUCACGCUGGUACCCAGCCAUGCCUUUGACUGCAUGCGACUGUGGAUCAUCAUUGCCCUGUGCGCGCUGCGGCUAGCGCUAACACGCUACCACCUGCAGGCCUACCUCAACCUAGCCCAAAAGUGGGUGGAGCAGAUGAAGAAGGAGGCUGGGCGUAUUGCUGCCAUUGAUAUUCAGAGGAAGGUUACACGAGUGUUUUGCUACUUGACUGUAGUGACUCUCCAGUAUGUGGUUCCGGUUCUGCUUAUUCUCUUCUCCACGCUCGCUCUUAAGGCAUUAGGUGGAUUUUCUUGGAACGGUGAAGCCUCAUCCGAUCUCCCUGGCGUGACACCCGCCUUGCUGAUGCCCACGGUUGCGGCUGCGUCAGGUCUCGAUGAUGACGAGGAGCCUUUGGAGGACAUGGAGGAGGACAUCCAGGCCACGGUGGCGCGCCUGACCGAGAUGCUGACCAUGUUGCGCUCGGUCCUCACGCCGCUCUUCUUCAGAGGCUUCUUUGCCUUCCUCACCUGGUGGGUGGCGGCCUGUCAGGUGAUCAGCUCACUUUUCGGUAUUUACUUCCACCAGUACCUCAUGCACAACUAGGACAAAAGCGCAGCGGACGUUCUGAACAACCAACCGGAGCAGGCUUCUGGUAUGGAAACACAAAUAACACCUCAUCUUCCACUUGUUUACAGUAUAUAACAUUUCUCACUUCUGCCUGCUGCUUAUCAUGCUGACUGGAAGAUGACUCAAUGACGCCCCCUUGUGACACUGAUGCUGCAGUCCAGAAAAGUGGGAAGUCCUAAUAGGAACAAUGAAUUGCUUCCUUAAGUUAUUUGGUAAAACAAAACAUAUACAUUUUGUGACAGUCACAAACAAAUAUUAGCUUUGCACUGUUGUCAGCCAUGUUUUUUUUUUCUUUUCAUCUCGCUUCUGUUUCAAGUAUGAUCUUAUGACAGUCAAGCAGUCUGGGAUGGAACACAAAACAGCUCAAAGGUCGAAUCUCUUCACAUUUUAAUGCUUCAGUGCUCUAUCAAUCACUACUUUCCUUCAGCAUGUCGUAAAUCAAAGCAAGAACCCUGUUGAAUGGCUGAAUGCUAAUGAAAGUGAAUUUCAAAAACAUAAUGCGUUUAUCUCUCAUUUGUAUUUUAGUAACAAAGCAAGCCUUUAAAGCAGGGGUGUCAUUUCUGGUCCGCACCAUAUUCCAACAAAAAUACAAGAAAAAAGCAAAAAGGCAUCGGAGUUUAAAUGUUAAUUACACAACUACAAGUACUAGUCAUAAUACGCUUUGUCAACACUCGGUUGUUUUGUCAUCACACAGAACUGACAUAGCAUUUUUUUCUUUCAAUAUAUGGUUUAUAAAAUUUGAUAUAUCAAAGUGGCCCCUGAAGCCUUUGAUUUUUCAGUAUGUAGCCCUCAGUGGUUUCAACCCCUACCUAAAUGCUACCUAAAUGCAAUUAUAUUGUGCUGAUGUCAUCAUGUAUCCUGCUCACAGCCACGAGAGGCUACAUUUACAUGGAAAUAGUCUCCAAUUCAUUUCAGUGCAUUUCCCUCUGCCUUCACUGCAUUUUCUAGUUUUCCAUUCAGAUGCUUUAGGUAGCAAUUAGGAAGUCAAAGGUCAUAUGGGUCUAUGUUUCAAGCCAUGGUGAUUUUUUAGGGGCGACGCAGUGUCGUUAGUGUGUUUUUUUUUGUUUUAUUUAUUUUAUUGUAUUUUUUUAGUUGCAUGUUGUUGAGAGGGACAGUUUGACCCAGUAAUUAAAGAACCGAUUCAAGAGUGCUAUUUCUUUUAAUGUUUUUUAGGUUGCGAAUUCCUAAGUGCCUACAAGCUCAGGGAUUUUCAGUCAAUUUGCAAAGAAAUGUCAUUACUCCCUUUUCAGCAGUAUUUGAAAUAUCUAAAGGGAUUAAAUCACAACUCCCUGGCAACAUUUUUAUCUGCAGCAUAGUAGUCAGUCUUUCCUUCAGCAGCAUGGAUUUGUUUAUUGGUGAACUUUAUCACACAACUUAAAUUGAAAGUUGUUUUUUUUCUAGAUUUUUUUUUAAAUUUGAAAUGCUCUUAAAUCAAUACUGUGAAGUGCAAUGUUUAAUAUUUUCUGAAUGCAUGGUGUGCAUAUAUAUAUUUUGGUUUGGCUUUUACUUGUAUUUGUUUUAUU
Molecule: messenger RNA, 3174 nt
Organism: Dunckerocampus dactyliophorus (ringed pipefish)
Lineage: Eukaryota; Metazoa; Chordata; Actinopteri; Syngnathiformes; Syngnathidae
Gene: tmem161a
Product: transmembrane protein 161A
Exons: 11
Coding region: 140-1627 (495 amino acids)
Source: RefSeq, a predicted model, not a curated record